This is a messenger RNA of Moesziomyces antarcticus, 2928 nucleotides long. RefSeq names its product 2-isopropylmalate synthase. The transcript has 3 exons. The record is from RefSeq and is a predicted model, not a curated record. Gene Ontology annotation, molecular function: 2-isopropylmalate synthase activity; ribose-5-phosphate isomerase activity. Gene Ontology annotation, biological process: pentose-phosphate shunt, non-oxidative branch; L-leucine biosynthetic process. Bases 1 to 2928 code for a protein of 975 amino acids. Gene Ontology annotation, cellular component: mitochondrion. NCBI's taxonomy places the organism in Eukaryota, Fungi, Basidiomycota, Ustilaginomycetes, Ustilaginales, Ustilaginaceae.
AUGGCAUCCACCACCUCUGCAACUGCGGCGCACGCUGCCAACUCGAAUUCUUCGGCAUUCAAGAGCACCGAACUGGCACAGCUCUCUGGCGUGGAAGCUGCCAAGCGCGCAGCCGCCUACGCUGCCGUCGACAACCACGUCUUCCCGCACCACGAGAUCAUCGGCAUCGGCUCAGGGUCGACGGUGCCGUAUGUGGUCGAGCGCAUCGCACAGCAGGGCGCCGAGAUCAAUGCCAAGCGCUGGUUCGUGCCUACGGGCUUCCAGUCGCGAGAGCUCAUCAUCAACGCAGGUCUGCGUCUGGGCGACGUCGACAGCUUCCCGGCGAUUGACGUGACGAUCGACGGUGCCGACGAGGUGGACAAUGCGCUCAACUGCAUCAAGGGUGGCGGCGCAUGCCAGCUGCGCGAAAAGGUGCUCGCCGAGGCGGCCAACGAGUUCGUCGUGGUGGCCGACUACCGCAAGAACGGCUCGCAGCUCGGCACCAAGUGGCUCCAGGGUAUCCCGAUCGAAGUGACGCCGUUCGCCUACGCCAAGGUGCUGCAGAACCUCAAGAAGAUGGGAUCCGACCAGGCGGUGCUGCGCAUGGGCAAGGCCAAGGCAGGACCCGUAGUCACGGACAACGGCAACUUUUGCAUCGACGCACCCUUCCCCGAGGCGCAGAUGAAGGACCCUUCCGACCUGCUCAUGCGCAUCAAGCUGCUCACCGGCGUCGUCGAGGUCGGCCUCUUCUGCAACAUCUGCAAGUCGGCCUACUUUGGCAACGAAGACGGCACCAUCACCAUCAAGACCGCCGACGGAAAGCGAGAGCCCUUGAGACGGCCUAAACAGGUGCAGUGCCUCAAGGCGCGUGCACCUCUCCCGCACCUUUGGCCCGAAGGUCUCGAUCCGCAUGCCGGAGCCUCGAGUGGAGUCUUUGACACGGCUCAGUCUUCAAGUCUUCCCUUCUUCCCACCAAAGCCACCUGUUCCUCCUACUCGGCCGCCGCACUUCCCAUUCGACUUUGAUACCACCCGCAGACCCCCGCAAGCAAGUCUCUUCACCAUGGCGCCCAUGAUCCCAGGUGACAAGUACAAACCGUACAAACCGAUCGACCUUCCCAACCGCACAUGGCCCACAAAGGUGCAGCAAAAGGCUCCCAUCUGGACCUCGGUCGAUCUUCGCGAUGGCAACCAGGCGCUCAUCAACCCCAUGUCCGGCGAGCAGAAGCUCAAGUUCUACCAGAAGCUCGUCGAGGUCGGCUUCAAGGAGAUCGAGGUCGCCUUCCCCUCCGCCUCGGACACCGACUUUGGCUUCGUGCGCCACAUUAUCGAGAACAACAUGAUCCCCGACGACGUCUACAUCCAGGUGCUCACCCCGGCGCGCGAGGAGCUCAUCCGCAGGACCUUUGAGUCCAUCAAGGGCGCCAAGAACGUCAUCCUUCACAUGUACAACGCCUCCUCGCCCCUCUUCCGCAACGUCGUCUUCAGCAACUCGCAAGAGCAGACCAUCGACCUCGCCGUCAAGCACACCAAGAUCGUGCGCGAGCUCGUAGACCACUACUCGAAGCCCGAGAACGGCGGCACCAACUUCAAGUACGAAUACUCGCCCGAGACCUUCACACAGACCGAGAUGGACUUUGCCGUCAAGAUCUGCGAAGAGGUGCGCACGGCGUGGGGCAAGGCGUCGCACGACAACCCCAUCAUCUUCAACCUCCCCGCCACCGUCGAGGUCGGCCCGCCCAACCACUACGCCGACCAGAUCGAGUACUUCUGCACCCACAUCUCCGACCGCGCCUCGGUCAUCGUCUCGCUCCACCCGCACAACGACCGCGGCUGCGCCGUCGCCGCCUCCGAGCUCGGCAUGCUCGCCGGUGGCGACCGCGUCGAGGGCUGCCUCUUUGGCAACGGCGAGCGCACCGGCAACGUCGACAUCGUCACCCUCGCCCUCAACAUGUUCUCCCAGGGCAUCCAGCCCGGCCAGCUCGACCUCUCGGACAUCCAGAGCGUCGUCGACGUCGUCAGCGGCUGCAACGACAUCCCCGUCCACCCGCGCCACCCUUACGCCGGCGACCUCGUCUUCACCGCCUUCUCCGGAAGCCACCAGGACGCCAUCAAGAAGGGCUUCGCCGCCCAGACCAAGCGCAUCGCCGACGGCGACAACACGUGGGAGAUCCCCUACCUGCCCAUCGACCCGCUCGACCUCGGAUGCACCUACGAGGCCGUCAUCCGCGUCAACUCGCAGUCGGGCAAGGGCGGCGUGGCGUAUCUGGUGGCGCAGAGCCUGGGCCUCGACCUGCCGCGCAGGAUGCAGGUGGCGUUCUACCAGGUGAUCCAGGAGGUGGCCGACCGCACGGGCAAGGAGAUGACUUCGGACGACAUCACGCGCAUCUUUACGCAGACCUACCACCUCGCCUCGCUCGAGGCCGGACGCAACGAGGGCCGCUUUGCGCUGCGCGGCUACUCGCUCUCGGACGACCUGUCGAGCAGCAUCACCUCGGAGGACGAGCACGGCUCCGGCCUGCAGACGCCGCGCCACCGUCGCUUCACGGGCAAGGUGCUGCACGAGGGCAAGGUGCACGAGCUCACGGGCACGGGCAACGGUGCGCUCUCGGCGCUCAUCGACGCGGUCGAGUCGACUUUCGGCCUCAAGGCCGAGAUCCGCGAGUACAGCGAGCACGCCAUCACCAAGUCGUCCAGCCUCCAGACGGGCACCAACACCUCGAGCAGCGCACGCGGCAACGGCUCCAAGGCGCAGGCGGCGUCGUACGUCGAGCUCAUCGACCCAGCACACAAGGAGCAGGUGGGCGAGAAGAAGGCGCAGGGCUUCUGGGGCGUGGGCAUCGACGUCGACAUCACCACCGCCUCGCUCAAGGCGGUGCUCUCGGCGCUCAGCAACAUCUCCAAACCCGAGGCGGUCAUUUCCGAAGCCGUCCAGGCGACCAAGCAGUAG